Molecule: messenger RNA, 1338 nt
Organism: Cladophialophora immunda
Lineage: Eukaryota; Fungi; Ascomycota; Eurotiomycetes; Chaetothyriales; Herpotrichiellaceae
Exons: 2
Coding region: 1-1338 (445 amino acids)
Biological process (GO): secondary metabolite biosynthetic process
Molecular function (GO): FAD binding; monooxygenase activity
Source: RefSeq, a predicted model, not a curated record
AUGGCGACUGCGAUGCGGAGUGGCUCGGCACCUGAGCCAGCUGACGUCUCUAGAUACCUCAUCCCUUUGAAUAUUACAAUUGUAGGGGCGGGGUUAGCAGGUCUGGCCGCCGCCAUCUCCUGUGCUCUUGCAGGACACACAGUUACAGUCUUCGAGGCCGCCAAAGAACUGGCCGAGAUUGGUGCUGGACUACAAAUCACGCCCAAUGCCUCGAAACUGUUGCGGCAGUGGGGACUGGAAGAAUCUGUGAGGGCCUGUGCCGCGGUACCGACCGUCCUGGCCGUGCACAGAUACACGGAUGGCAAGAUUCUGGCUGAGGAAAGGGACUUUGACAAGAACCUUGAGGGAAAAUACGGUCUGCCUUUCCUUGAUAUUCACCGGGUGGAUUUGCAGAAGAUAUUGUAUAACAAGGCCAUCUCGCUUGGAGUGACUGUGCGGCUUGAUUGUCGAGUGUCCUCGGUUGUGAACACAACAGCGGGCCCAAAAGCCAUUCUCAAAUCGGGCCAAGAGAUCCAGAGCGACCUGGUCGUCGGCGCUGACGGAUUGUGGUCCAAGUGCAGAGAGAGCAUGCUGAAAACCGCGGACCAGCCAUUACCGACUGGGGACUUGGCUUAUAGGAUUGUCCUGCAACUUGACAAGAUCACUGAUCCCGAAUUGAAGGAAUGGAUUGCUAACCCGCAGGUUCACUUCUGGAUUGGUCCCUACUCCCAUGCCGUGGCAUACUCGAUCAGGAGCGGCACCAUGUACAACAUAGUCCUGCUUUGCCCAGAUGACCUUCCACAGGGACUUUCACGGACGACAGGCUCGGUCAAUGAGAUGCGGGCUCUGUUUGCCGGCUGGGAUCCCAUCCUGACCCGUUUCCUCGAGCAGGUCGAACAGGUCGACAAGUGGAAACUCAUGCACCGCGAAGAGCUGGAGUCGUGGACGAACAAGGAAAAGACCUUCCUCUUGCUCGGGGAUUCCUGCCAUCCAAUGCUGCCCUAUCUGGCGCAGGGCGCAAAUUCGUCCAUCGAAGACGGCGGCGUGCUGGGGAGACUGCUGUCCCACGUCGGGUCCAAGGAACAAUUGUCGUGGGCGAUCACGCUGUACGAACGUCUCCGCAAGCCGCGAAGCGAGAGGAUCGCGCGCGAGACGUUCCAUCAGAGAGAGGCGUUCCAUAUGCCUGACGGUCCCGAACAGCAAGCUAGGGACAAGCUGUUUGAAUCGCAAUUGGGUCAAGAGAUAUCCGGCAAGUUUCCUAGUCGCUGGACGUGUCCAGAGGUCCAGCCUUGGCUUUACGGCUACGAUGCAUAUCGAGAAGCUGAUGAGGCGGUAAAGUCGACGCCGUUUGGGCCUUGA